Molecule: messenger RNA, 1192 nt
Organism: Eremomyces bilateralis CBS 781.70
Lineage: Eukaryota; Fungi; Ascomycota; Dothideomycetes; Eremomycetales; Eremomycetaceae
Product: NAD(P)-binding protein
Exons: 2
Coding region: 157-1077 (306 amino acids)
Source: RefSeq, a predicted model, not a curated record
AGUGAUUCUAUCAGUUAUCAGUCCAAUUGCCCUCAAGUUUUCUAUCAUACCUAUCUUCAAUCUCAUCAAUACCUCUAAUAAUCAGUAUUCAAGGCUCGGAGAUCCCUUACCAGUUCAUUAGCCUCAGAUUUUACAUCUUCAUCAUUCUCCGUAACAAUGAGCAGCAACCGUAAAUUCGACGUUGAAAAGGAGAUCGCACAGCAAUCUGGCCGGACUUUCUUCAUCACAGGAGGGACGGCUGGUCUUGGAGCGCAACACGUCCGCGAGCUUGCAAAGAAGAACGCGGCCCACAUCUACUUCAGCGGCCGCAAUGCAAAGAGAGCCAGCGAGAUCACCGAGUCCAUCUCGAAGGAGAGCCCCAAUACGAAGCUAACCUUCGUGCAAUGCGACCUUGCCGAUCUGGCAUCUAUCAAGGACGCCAUCCCCAAGGCCAACAUCCAGCAUCUGGACGUCCUGGUAUGCAAUGCCGGCAUCAUGUGCGCACCAGCCGCGCUUACCAAGGACGGGUAUGAGAUCCAGUUCGGCACCAACCACAUUGGCCACGCUCUCAUCAUCAAAUUUCUCCUCCCCUGCCUACUCCAAACUGCCGACCAGCCGAACUCCGACAUCCGGAUCGUGACGCUCACGUCGACGGGCUUCAAACUUCGUCCGUCGGCAGGUAUCGAGUUCGACAACCUGCGGACCUUACAGAAGCGGAUCUCUGGCUCCUGGAUUCGAUACGGGCAGAGCAAGCUGGCGAACAUCCUGUACGCCGACGAGAUAGCGCGGCGGUAUCCGCAGAUCCUGUCCGUCGCAAUCCACCCGGGUGUCGUCAAAACGAACUUGGUCAAUGAUCUCCCGCUCGCGCAUAGAGCGUUUGUCCAUGUGAUGACGUAUUUCGUACAGCUAGAGUUGCACGAAGGAGUGUAUAACCAGCUGUGGGCAUCGGCAGCGGACAAAGGGAAGAUGACGAGUGGGGAGAUGUAUGUGCCGUUUGGGGUGUCGUCGAAGGAGAAGGUGGGGGAUAAGCUUGCGAAUGAUAAAGAGCUAGCGAAGAAGUUGUGGGACUGGACGGAGAAGGAGUUGGAAGUGUACUGAUGGAACGAUAUACCCGAGUAUGGGUUCAUGCGCUUUCGGAGGGCUUUCUCCUGUCGUUUGAGGACUGCUAAUGGCGAUGUCGGUAUCGCGUCCAUGGGAAUUUGUUCUUUGCCAA